This is a messenger RNA of Podarcis lilfordi (Lilford's wall lizard), 9980 nucleotides long. Lineage: Eukaryota; Metazoa; Chordata; Lepidosauria; Squamata; Lacertidae. The record is from the annotation of a GenBank genome assembly.
GCACAAAACAAUAUUUCAGUUAAUAGUGUUUGAAUCACGCUGCCCCAAAUACUGAAUGCUCCCCAUGCAUGGUGAAUAGGCUGAACGUGAUUUCUGGAAAGGUUUGCACUAGAGGUGGAAAUCAGGCAGCGGACUUGCAGCAUGAUUUUACAUGAGUGAUGGAGGGGGGGUGCCUGAGAGAGGAUCUCCCACCCCCUUCCUUGCCCAGCUGCAACACAACAGCCCUGCAGUGCUGGCCGUGGGUGUUAUUCUCCAGGGGUUGCUGCUUUCAGCUCAGAUGCAGAGGGACCUGGGAUGCAGCAAAGAAAUUGCUUUAAAAAAUAAAUCAGUCUCCUAGCCAGUGAACCCUGCGCUUUUGGGUCCAGGGGCACCCAAACUUCUGGCGAGAACAGGGCCAGCUUCCAGCUUGUCCUGGGCCUUUCUUGGUUUUCAGAACAACAGAGAAUCUGGAAUCUGGGAUGGCCUUCAACUGGGUGGCUGGAUUAUAGCAGCCCGCAAAGGCGUAGAGACAGCUGCCUGCAGAUCUGUGCAGUGCCGUGCAAUGACAGGGAGGGAACUAGAGUCAAGGCUUCUCUUGAAAGUGAAAUUAGAAAGCAUUUAUCUCCGCAGAGUUCACAGCACAGAGAGAGAGACACCGGAGAAAGAGAAAAGCCAGCUGGAUUCCCUUAGCAGAGAUGGCCAAAUGGUAAGAAGGUGUUUAAUUCCUUUUCAUAAACUUUGCUAUGGGAGGGUGGAUUUGUACAGGGGACACUGAAAAUACCCGACUAAAAUAACUAAAAAUAUACAGAUGGAAUUACAAUGAGCAGACUUGCCCUUCUGGAGCCGGACUGAGUGCUUUGAAGCCACAGCAGCCUUCUGCUCCCUGCUGACCUCCGCCUCCAGAUCCAAGGCCAGUUUGGUAUUCUGCUGCAAAGCAAGUGAGCAAAACAUGAGGGGAGCUGCAACAAAAUGCUGCAGCACAUUGUUUGCUUUUGUCCUUGACUUUCAAUCCCACACUUCCUCCAAGGGGAUCAGGGGUGUGUGCCUGGUUCUUCUAGGCUGGAGAACUGAACUCCAAACCUCUCUUCCAGAGGCUUUUUGUAGAUCAGUAGCUCCCAAAGUGGGUGGCAGCACCCCAGGGGGGUUAUUUAGGGGGCACUAAGAGAAAAGGGGGAAAGCAGGGGGGAGGGUGCAAAUGACUGGCUUUGAAAAGCUGGUGUCACUGGAUCAAGUUUGCUGAGUUAGUUAAACUAAAUAGUUUUAACUGGGUUUCAGACAAAGGUGCAAUUAUUUCUUACACGUUUUCUUCCUUAGUGGGCCGUGCAAACCACUCUUGUGAAUUAUGCUUUGGGCAGAAUAGGGCAGAGGGCACUGGGGGUGGGUUUACAGAACCAAGUGGAGGGGGGCCAAAGACUGUUAUAGGUGUAAAGGGCAUGGGAAGGGGGCCAUCCUGCAGCCUUAGGAACAGAAGAAGAGCCUUCAGGAUCAGGCCAGGGGCCCAUCGAGUCCCACAUUCUGUUCUCACAGUGCCGGCUGGGUGCCCCAAAGUGCAGCCCACAGGCAGGAUUCGAGCCCAAGAGCCCUCUCAAGCCUUCUCAGCCUGAAGCCCUUCAGGAAAAAACAUAGAAUGGUAGAGUUGGAAGGGACCCUGAGGGUCAUCUAGUCCAGCCCCUGCAUGAAGGGAUCUUUUGUCCACUGUGGGGCUCAAACCCACAACCCAGAGAUUAAGAGGCUCACGCUCUACCGACUGAGCUACAACUGUCAUCACAGGAAGAAACCAUGUUGGGAAUUGCUAAAUAUACCACAAUCUCUUUGGAUGAAUAUUGUAAGAGGAUUAUGAAAUGUAACAUGACAUGACAUUUCCCCAUAAGAUACAGAAGGAUAUACUUUGCCCACAAACUAGUUCUGUACACAACUGCUUAUUUCCCCGGUGAAACGUUAAAUGGUCGAACAUCUUGCUGGGUGAAAGGCAAGGCCUCUCCUCAUUCUUUAUUCUCUUUUCUAUUUCUAGGUUUACAGGACUCUGGUCUUACAUUUGCAGCAAGCCUGGUAAGUUUUUCCUCAAGAGUUUCCUCAAGAGCCCCCGAAGGUCAUAUGCAAAGUGUGGGGUUCCCUAGUGAGGGGUCACUACAAGGCAGGGGGCAGCAGCCGGGGCGCUAGAAGAGCAAAUGACUAUCGGACUCUGAAAAGUUGGAAUUGCUGGAUCAAGUUCAUCCGUUUCAUUGAAUUAAUUAAAUAGUUUUAAUUGGAUUAUGUGCAAAUGUGCAACUGAUUAUUACCGUUUUGAAUUUCGUUGUGUUAUUAUCUUCCUAUGUGUGCCAUGCAAACCGCUAUUCUGAAUAAUGCUUUUGAUGGGGUAGAGUAGGGAGCACUGGGAAUGAGUUUGUGGCCCCCAAGGAGGCGAUGGCCAGAAAAAGUUUGGGAGCCACUGAUCUAUUGCAUUAGAUAGAGAAUUCUCAUAAUAAUAAUAAAAAAUAAUAAAAUAAUGUUACUUAUAUCCUGCCCUCCCCAGCCAAAGCCAGGCUCAGAGCGGCUAACAACAGUAAAAAUAGCACAGUGUACAUAAAAUCAUAGUCAAUUAAUUGAAAUACAUUCUAAUCAAUUCAGAAUCAAAUUAAUGGCAACCACUAGGCUAGAGUUCUAUGAGGAUUGCCAAAGGAAAGGGUCAGGCUGUGCCUUGGCCAAAGGCCUGGUGGAACAGCUCCGUCUUGCAGGCUCUGCAGAAAGAUGUCAAGACCCACAGGGCCCUAGUCUCUUGGGACAGAGCGUUCCACCAGAUUGGGGCCACAGCCGAAAAAGCCCUGGCUCUGGUUGAGGCCAGCCUAACCUCCCUGUGGCCUGGGACCUCUAAGAUGUUUUUAUUUGAAGACCCUAAGGUCCUCCGUGGGGCAUACCAGGAGAGGCGGUCCCGUAGGUCACCAGCAGAACGAGACUAGUGAUCUUCCUGGGGUCAGCGAAAACACUUUUUUCAGGCCACAGACAGGCUGCGAGGGGAGGAGCAGAGCAAAGGCUGGAAUGAUCUCUGUGCCAAUCUCAUCUAGCACUGAUGAGAAACUAAGACAGAAAGGAGACAGAUCUCGAAUACACACAGCCAGCAACUUUUCCCUGAGUGUGACUCUGGUCAAGGGAAGCGACAUAAUGAAGUUUCUAAGCUUCGGAUAAAUCACUGCAGAGGGUUAGAGACACCCAUCAUUCCCGUUGUGCAUCUUUUGUGGGAACAGAUUUGGAGCGCAUGAACUGCCUUACAGAAUCACAGAACCAUGGAAGGUUCCCCCAAAGAUCCUCUAGUCCAGCCUUUCUCAACCUGUGGGUCCCCAGAUGUUGUUGAACUCCCAUCACCCCUAGCUAGCAAGGCCAGAGCUCAGGGAUGAUGGGAGUUGUAGUCCAACAACAUCUGGGGACCCACAGGUUGAGAACCGCUGCUCUAGUCCAACCCCCUGCAAUGUUCCUAUUAACAACGCCCACACAUUUAGACUCCUAGUUUCAACAGACCACCCCGGGAUAUACUCUUACGGUGCCAUCACAUCACCUCUCAGCUAUGCAUUUACCGUAUUUUUCGCUCUAUAGGACGCACUUUUUCCCCUUCAAAAAUGAAAGGGAAAUGUGUGUGCAUCCUAUGGAGCGAAGACGCCAUAGCCCCGCGACCCUCUCCUGGCUGGAGAGGUGACGCGCGGCUAUGGCAGGAGCCUCUUUAGCUGCGCGCCACCUCUCCAGCCGGGAGAGUGUGCGCGGGGCUAAAGAAGCCAUAGAAGCUUUCCGCUGCUCCCCAACCUGCUCUUUGGGGCUGGUGGUGGGCUUCCCUCCGCCAGCCCCAAAGAGCAGGUUGAAAGGAACCUGAAGCCUGGAGAGCGAGAGGGGUCGGUGCGCACCGACCCCUUUCGCUCUCCAGGCUUCCAAGGUGGCCGCCUGAAGGUAGCACCUUGUUUUAGAGGGGGAAAAUAAGAGGGGGAAAAUUCUCCCCCUCUCUGCGCAGUGCCUCCUGCCACUUCACUGAAGGGGCACUGGGCAGAGAGGGGGAGAAUUUUUUUCUUGUUCUCCCCCCCUCUAAAACAAGGUGCGUCCUAUUGUCCGGUGCAUCCUAUGGUGCAAAAAGUACGGUAUUUAUUUUUUGCAAAGCAGAUAGACUCCUUCCAUCUCUGCUUACAAGAUAUAACUUAGGGGGUCCCCAGCCUAGGGCCCCUCCUUCAAAACUACAGGCAAAACACCCCGUGCAAACCCCCAAAAUCAAUGAAAUGCACUGGUUUCCUACACAACCUUCGUUGCACCCUCUAAUACCUGAACUUUCCUCAACAGCAUCAAAUCCUGAGAACCAGAUUCCGACAGAGAGCAAUGAAGUGCGGAUUGUCCUCGUGGGGAAACCAAGAGCAGGAAAAAGUGCCACAGGAAACACCAUUCUCGGGCGGGAGGCAUUUGAGGUUGGCACCAUGACGAGAUCCUGCCAGUUAGGAAUCGGGGAAUGGGAGAAAAAGCGGCUAGUCCUCAUUGACACGCCUGCUGAUUUUGACCUCGGGAGCGGCACAGCCAAGGAUUCCCCUGACUCCCAGCACUGCCUCCGUCUAUCCAGCCCGGGACCGCACGCCUUGUUGCUGGUCACCCACCACUGUGACGAUGCAGACUAUAAGGCAGUAGAAUGGAUUCAGGAGAUAUUUGGCUGCGAAGCCAUGAAGUACGUGAUUGUCGUGCUCACUGGGGAAAAACUGGACGACGCAUCUUUGGAGGAACAUCGAUCUCUCCCAGAAUACCAACGCCUUCAGAACAUGGCUGGUCACUGCGAUUUGCAGUGGUUCUCGGUCGACAACUGCAACCAAAACGAGAGGGAGCAGGAGGCUGAGAAACUGCUCUCCUUGGUGAAGGCCAUGGUGGGGAAGAACCAGGAGAAGCCCUUCUGCGGGCCUGAAAGGGUUGGGAGUCCUACGUCGAUCCCAAAUGAAAAGGACCUUUCUGGGCACCCACCAGAGGAAGAGAAGCCGCAGGAGGCCGUGGAGAUUGCAGGAACUGAGGGGUCCGGAGUGGGAGGAGGAGAGAGCCCCCCUGUUCAAAGUAAGCACUCCUGGCAAGGUUUCCUUCCAGCUUUAGCCUAUUCCUCCUGGUUUGCAAUGAGCCCUGCUCUAUGUGUGUAAAGUUUUUUUAAGAAAAAUCAUAGAAUCAUAGAGUUGGAAGAGACCACAAGGGCCAUCGAGUCCAACCCCCUGCCAAGCAGGAAACACCAUCAGAGCACUCUUGACAUAUGGUUGUCAAGCCUCUGCUUAAAGACCUCCAAAGAAGGAGACUCCACCACACUCCUUGGCAGCAAAUUCCACUGUCAAACAGCUCUUACUGUCAGGAAGUUCUUCCUAAUGUUUAGGUGGAAUCUUCUUUCUUGUAGUUUGGAUCCAUUUAUUUUAUAAAAUAAAAUAGCAAAUUUACUUCCCAUACAAUAGAUUCUUUCCAAAUCUACCUCUUAAGCCAGCCCACUUCCUUGUUUCGCUCCUUUUUGGCAAUAUGUAAGCGCACACUCAAUGUGCAAAAUACUUUUGAACCCUUGGAAACAGGACUACAAGGGGGUGGAAGGGAAGAGUCUGUGAUAAACAUGUUCUGUCUCAGAGUGACAUCUAGCAGCCCUGGAGGCAACUGCAAGGAAUGAGAUUGAGCACUGUUUGAAAUUAGUAGUAGUAGUAGUAGUAUUUCGUUAUUUAUACCCCGCCCAUCUGACAGGGUUUCACCAGCCACUCUCGGCGGCUUAUAGCACAUAAACAACUGUAAAACAUUAGACAUUAAAGGCACAGGCUGGCCAGAGCAACUGACACCUGCUUCAGGUUUGUUUCCAGGCACGGUUUAAAUUCCUGGGUUUAGGCUUUAAACCCAAAACCAGUGGUUCUGAGGCUUUUGGGGCCACUGCUCUCUUGGUUCUGUAAACUCAUUCCCAGUGCCACCUUUCCCAACCCACUAAAAACAUAAUUCAGAAUAGUGAUUUGCACCACCUACUAAGGAAGAGAAUAACGCAAUGAAAUUCAAAACAGCAAGAAUUAAUUGCACGGUUCAAAAUCCGAUUCCUGUAUUCAGUCAGUCAGUCAGUUUCUUUAUUACUGUCCAUGACCAGUAGUCAAACAGAAUCUUUGCCCAAAUAUAUAAAAUAGUACCAAACAGAACAAAAGAGAGAACUUUAACAUUAAAAUUACUAGCAACUCUAUCGUGCUGUAAUAAAGAGAUAGGUUGAGCUUUCUGCAUCCCAUUCUAUAGUUAACUGCUUGGGCAAUUCAGGAAAUUCAGAUUGCAAAAGUGACGCCUUACAAGGGCUCUAAUCAGUACAAAGUGUUGAUCCCCAGGAGAAGCUUUAGGAUUCCUCAGCUCUGUUCUUCUCUUUCCAGCAACAUUAACAGAUGCAGCUGAUCCCGUUUCAGCAGAGCAAAAGGAGCUUUGCAUCGUCAUUGUUGGAAAGUUCGGGGUUGGCAAAAGUGCGACUGGAAACACCAUCCUUGGGAAAAAGAGGUUUGACUCCAGGCUUGAAAUGACCCCAGUUACAAAGUCUUGCUGGUUAGGAAUAAGAGAGUGGAGGGGGAAGCAGGUAGUUGUCAUUGAUACGCCUGCGAUUUUUGACUCUGAUGGAGCCAGAAAUUCUACUGAGAUUGAGCACUGCCGACGUCUCUCUCAGCCCCGCCGGCAUGCUCUGGUUCUGGUCGUCCCAGUGGGCCAAUUCACAGAGGAAGACCACCAAGUGGUACAGCGGGUGAGGGAGACAUUCAACAGUAGCGACGACCAGGAGCGCAUGGUGGUUGUCUUCAGCCACAAAGAAAGGUUGCAGAAUGAAAGAUUGGAAGAUUACAUAUCUUCCAGUGACAACAAAAACUUUCAGGAACUGAGGGAUCAGUGUGAUGGACGGUUUUGCAGUUUCAACAACAAUGAAACAGGAGACCAGCUUGCAGCCCAAGCUGAGGAAUUGCUCUCCAUGAUUGGGGAGAUGGCAGAGAAGAAUCAAGGCGAUCCUAAGAUGACAAAGUUGGACAAAGUUAGAAUCAUAGAAUCAUAGAGUUGGAAGAGACCACAAGGGCCAUCAAGUCCAACCCCCUGCCAAGCAGGAAACACCAUCAGAGCACUCCUGACAUAUGGUUGUCAAGCCUCUGCUUAAAGACCUCCAAAGAAGGAGACUCCACCACACUCCUUGGCAGCAAAUUCCACUGUCGAACAGCUCUUACUGUCAGGAAGUUCUUCCUAAUGUUUAGGUGGAAUCUUCUUUCUUGUCGUUUGGAUCCAUUGCUCCGUGUCCGCUUCUCUGUAGCAGCAGAAAACAACCUUUCUCCCUCCUCUAUAUGACAUCCUUUUAUAUAUUUGAACAUGGCUAUCAUAUCACCCCUUAACCUCCUCUUCUCCAGGCUAAACAUGCCCAGCUCUCUUAGCCGUUCCUCAUAAGGCAUCGUUUCCAGGCCUUUGACCAUUUUGGUUGCCCUCCUCUGGACACGUUCCAGUUUGUCAGUGUCCUUCUUGAACUGUGGUGCCCAGAACUGGACACAGUACUCCAGGUGAGGUCUGACCAGAGCAGAAUACAGUGGCACUAUUACUUCCCUUGAUCUAGAUGCUAUACUCCUAUUGAUGCAGCCCAGAAUUGCAUUGGCUUUUUAGCUGCCGCGUCACACUGUUGGCUCAUGUCAAGUUUGUGGUCAACCAAGACUCCUAGAUCCUUUUCACAUGUACUGCUCUCAAGCCAGGUGUCCCCAUCUUGUAUUUGUGCCUCUCAUUUUUUUUGCCCAAGUGCAAUACUUUACAUUUCUCCUGUUAAAAUUCAUCUUGUUUGUUUUGGCCCAGUUCUCUAAUCUGUCAAUGUCGUUUUGAAGUGUGAUCCUGUCCUCUGGGGUGUUAGCCACCCUCCCAGUUUGGUGUCAUCUGCAAAUUUGAUCAGGAUGCCCUUGAGUCCAUCAUCCAAGUCGUUGAUAAAGAUGUUGAAUAAGACCGGGCCCAAGACAGAACCCUGUGGCACCCCACUAGUCACUCUUGUCCAGGAUGAAGAGGAACCAUUGAUGAGCACCCUUUGGGUUCGGUCAGUCAGCCAGUUACAAAUCCACUGAGUGGUAGCAUAGUCAAGACCGCAUUUUACCAGCUUCUUUACAAGAAUAUCAUGAGGCACCUUGUCAAAUGCCUUGCUGAAAUCAAGGUAGGCUACAUCCACUGCGUUCCCUUCAUCUACCAGGCUUGUAAUUCUGUCAGAAAACGAGAUCAGGUUAGUCUGACAUGUUGCUGAGGCAAAUGCAUAAAGAACAUACUCUGGUUUUCUCCCGCUUGGACUACCACGCUCUGUGUGGAGCUACCUUUGAAGGGGACUCAGAAACGACAACUAAUCCAGAAUGCGGCUGCCAGACUGGUGACUGGUGACAUUUCAGAUGCGCCAAUAAAUGCAGAACACAGUGGCCAGGGUUGUCACUUUGCGCAGCUCACUUGGAAAGAGCAUCACUGAGUACCUAUCCAAAUCUGAACCCUUUUCAAAGCACUGGUGUUUACCUUUAAGAAAUUGGGGGUCAAAGGCAUGGAUAAGGUCAUCCAAGGUCAUCUAAGGAGGUCCUUCUUCUCUUCAUGCCUCCCCUGCUAAGAACCUUAAGAAGAGCUCUGCAGGAUCAGGCCCAAGGGAGCAGUCCAGCAGUCUCUCCCCACAAUGCUUGACCAGAUGCGCCCGAAUGAAGCCCACAAACAGCAUGGACUUUGCCUCAAUAACUGGGGGCAGCAAUGACUCUGAAUCCUGAAGAAGUGUGCAUGCAAGCUCAUACCAAUAACAAACUUAGUUGCUCUCUAAGGUGCUACAGGAAUGAUUUUUUAAAUUUUGUUUCAACUAUGGCAGACCAACAGGGCUACCUACCUAUAAUCUGAAUCCUAGCUGCUGGAAGCCACAGGAUAGAAAUCAGAUCCUGCUUGCUGGUUUCCUACAUUCCAGAAGGUUUCAACCUUUUUGAGUCCACAGCUCCCUUGACCAACCUUCUUUCUGUGGCCCCCCUGUGGGGCUCAGGAGCCCAGUCAUGCCACCCCUUGCCUGCAGAGCUGGCAGCCCCUCACCCUUUUUCAAACACCCUCCCUUGCGGAGUGUGCCCUCAGCCUCCUCUCCCCUCUCCUUGGGAGUCCUCUGGGCAGCCGCUGCUGCCGCCCCUGGUCUCUGAGCUUCCCUCCUGCCCCAUAGAGAGGUGCCUCCUCACCCUGCCUCACAGGGCCUGGGACUUGUCUGUCCAUUCCCAACAGCAAGAGCUGGCUGGCUGGGCUCCCUUGCCCGCUUGCUUGCUUACUCUGAGGCCGCCUCAACUCCUGGCACCCAGCACCGCCUGGCCAGUCCCAGACACACCAUUCGCCUGGGGAGCUUGUAGCCAGGACUGCUGCAACAAACAGCCUUGGGGAGGCAGAGAAGCAAGAGGGCAAUAGAAGAGGAAGGAAAGAGGGACAGAGGCCAGUGUUGCCAGCGGCACCCCUGGCCAUCCUUCAAGGCACCCCAAGGUGCCACCACACACUGGCUGAAAACCACUGGCUUAAGGCGACUGGUUGCCCAUUGUGAGAAUGGAAUGCUGGACUUACAGCCAUAUCCCAUGAUGGACCUGUAGCUUAACAGGAUAGGCCCCUCUGUCCGUCCUGCUUGCCUUAUCUUCCCUUUAUUUACCUUCUCUGUUACCACCAUCCUGUCAAUCUGCGGAGUAAAAACUUAAAAAGUGAUGCAGAUCUUUUCUCUGUGUGAAAAGAGGCUGCCAGAGAGUUGAUGUUUUGGUUAAACCUUCUGGGAAGCAGAUGGUUUCCUCUGCUUCUGUUAUCUCUUCUGCAAGGUCAGGCUGACUGCAAUAGUCAGGCCAGGAAGAGCCUGGGCUUCACUUCUGACUUUCUCUUUCUAUCACUUUGUUCUGCUGUGGUGUUCUGUUCUGUGUAUAGUGUUAAGAGUUUAUGUUUAUUAUAAGUUCUUAGUUUAAGUCUGCUGCAACUGGAUUUUUAUGGACUCUGCCAUUCCUGAAUGUAUUGGAUUUGUGACCAUUAUGCCUUCAGCAACAGUAAAGCUCUUCUGGAUG